UGAGUGUGUGUGGUGUGUGUGAGCAAGCAAGGAAAAAAUCGCACCAUUUUUCUCGUGCUCUCUUGCGUGCGUUUGGGUCUUUUGCAAAGAGUUUAAUUGAAAAAUGGAACGAAAAUAGACUAUGAUAAAUAUGUAAAAAGUAGUGCAAUAAGUAGCAAACGAAACGCCCGAAAAAUCAACUAAUAUACACACCGCUCUGCUAUUAGUUAGUUGCAAAAUUGAAGUCGGUCCUAGUGUGAGUGUGUGUAACUGUGUCUGUGCGUGCGUGCGUGUGAGUGUAUGAGUGAAAAAAUGAGGCGUAGUGAAAAUGCGUGCAAAACUGUCUAAAAGCUUGAUCUGAUUACGACCGCCUGUCUGCCCUUAUCGGGAAGCACCCGAAGAAAUGUGUUGUAAAUGUUUAAAACGCGCGCUGACCGGUUAAAUUAAAUCGUUAUUAACAGAAUUUAACUACACCACAAAAAGCGUUUUGUUUGUUGUUGAUUUUACGUUUUGUUGUUCUUCGCCGGGUCCGGAAUGUGAGAAAGAACAAAUAGCAAGAAAUUGAACAGAAAACAUUACACAGAAUUGGGCCACGUUUGUUGGAUGAAAAUGUUUAACUAGAGAUAUUUAACGUAGAACAAAACUUCCCUUCGAAAACGUGCGAGGGGAGUGUAAAAACAAAAUAGCCCGCCUUUUGACACAUACCUAAACACAACACAUACACACCUACACCCAUCCCCAUACAAAAUUCAACACAAAUUUCAUGAAAUUUCUACAAAAAAAAUAGAAAUAAACCAUAAAAUUCAAAGAAAUGCUGCUCAAAUUUCAUAUUUAAUGUCAAACGACGACCUCACAGCAACAACAACAACAGCUGCUGCUAAAACGGCAAAAGGAACAGGAGUAACUGUAAGCUAGCACAGCCUAUACCGUGGGAGAGGGAGCGGGAGCGACGACGACCGACGCACACCUGUACUCUUGAGCGGGAGAGCGGCCGGAGAGAGAGAGAGAUCCACCGUAAACGUACGUGUGUGUUGGCCGCAUGCGCGACAUGCGUGAACGUUAAUGCCCCCGUACCCUGUGUCUGUAUCUGAUCCAACAGAUCCUCCAGCAAGUCGCAUCUCGGAUCACUCUUACCGAUAAAAAAUAACAGCAGGAGCAGGAGCAGCAGGGGGAAGGAAGCAGCAGCCCAGCACCACCAAUCCAACAAUAGUUCCAGUUUCAUUUUGCCGAUAAAAAAUUCGCUAUCAAAAUUCCGUAGAAAGUGAUUAAUAUUUUUGAAUCGAAUUUCAAAGAGCCUGUCAGAGCAGUCAUUGAAAACAACAACAAAAUAAACAAAACCCAAUACCAAGAUGCAGCGACGCGAACGGCAAGCCAGUGGCGGCGGCCCACAGACGACAACUGCCGGUCCAUCUGCUGGUAAUGUGGCCAAUGCCACGACAGCCCUAGCCGGUGGUAAGAGCUCAAGCAAUAAUAUGUAUUCCACCCGCCAAUCUGUAAGCACCACAACCGGUGUACUUAUGGUCGGACCAAAUUUUCGUGUCGGUAAAAAAAUUGGCUGUGGUAAUUUUGGCGAAUUGCGUUUAGGUCGUCGAAUGUGUUGCUUUGGUGGGCGUGGCACUGCCGAGAACAGUGGGGCAGGAAAAAAUCUUUACAACAAUGAACAUGUAGCAAUAAAAAUGGAGCCUAUGAAGUCAAAGGCUCCGCAACUACACUUAGAGUAUAGGUUUUAUAAACUAUUAGGAUCACAUGCCGAAACCGCCCCAGAUGGCAUACCACGCAUUUAUCACUUGGGCACUUGCGGUGGCCGUUACAAUGCCAUGGUUUUAGAGUUAUUGGGAUUGUCAUUAGAAGAUCUCUUCAAUAUUUGCGCCCGUAAAUUUUCACUUAAGACUGUAUUGAUGAUAGCAAAACAACUUCUCCACCGGAUCGAAUAUGUUCAUAGUCGGCACUUAAUAUAUAGGGAUGUGAAACCAGAGAACUUUCUCAUUGGCAGAACGUCAACAAAACGUGAAAAAAUUAUACACAUAAUUGAUUUCGGUUUGGCCAAAGAAUACAUUGAUUUAGAUACAAAUAGGCAUAUACCAUAUCGGGAGCAUAAGUCCCUAACCGGCACCGCACGCUAUAUGUCAAUCAAUACGCAUAUGGGGCGCGAGCAGUCGCGACGUGACGAUCUGGAGGCAUUGGGUCAUAUGUUUAUGUAUUUCUUAAGAGGUUCACUGCCGUGGCAAGGCCUUAAGGCUGAUACACUCAAGGAGAGAUAUCAAAAAAUCGGUGAUACGAAACGUGCAACGCCCAUUGAGGUGCUCUGCGACGGACAUCCGGAAGAGUUUGCAACAUAUUUGCGUUACGUACGGCGGUUAGAUUUCUUCGAAACGCCCGAUUAUGAUUUUCUGCGAAGACUGUUUCAAGACUUAUUCGAACGUAAAGGCUACACCGACGAGGGCGAGUUCGACUGGACAGGGAAGACAAUGACCAAGGAGCAGCUGGAUCAAAUGAAGGUCAUUAAGAAUGCGCCGCCGUCGCAUUUGGCCAAGAACAAGUCAGAUAAGUCAACGCCCGUCGGAUCUCUGCAAACUGGCCAUGAAGUCAUCAUUUCACCAAAUAAAGAUCGGCAUAAUGUUACGGCUAAGGAUGUUUCAUAUUUUGAUUUUGAUGACGAUAAUGAGAAUGAGAAUGAAGAAUAUAUCAUACUUCAGACAAAUGCCAAAGGAGGUGUUGCUGCGUGGCCUGAUGUGCCAAAGCCGGGGGCAACACUGGGCAAUCUAACGCCGGCCGAUCGGCAUGGCUCAGUGCAGGUUGUGAGUUCGACGAAUGGCGAACUAAAUCCGGACGAUCCCACGGCCGGACACUCAAACACGCCCAUCACACAGCAGCCUGAAGUCGAAGUUGUCGAUGAAACAAAUGGUUCCUUAUAUUCCAGAUGUUGUUGUUUCUUUAAACGAAAGAAGAAGAAAUCGACGCGCCAAAAAUGACUAGACGGUGUACAAUGUAGUCCGGAACGCGAGGCAGUCACCCUGCUGCGCGCCACUUCACAUUCAAACUCACGGGAUAGCGUAUUGAAUAAUCCGAGUCAGGAUUACAUCCAGCAGGCAACGUCGCAGCACACGUUGCGUUAUCCUCCAUCCGCGUCGAUGCUGACGCCCACACCAACUACAAACACACCGACACUUCCGUUGUAAUUUAUAUAAAUAUAAAAAAAAAACAAACACCCUACAAACAAAACAUAAAACA
Molecule: messenger RNA, 3210 nt
Organism: Drosophila obscura
Lineage: Eukaryota; Metazoa; Arthropoda; Insecta; Diptera; Drosophilidae
Gene: gish
Product: casein kinase I
Exons: 16
Coding region: 1329-2951 (540 amino acids)
Biological process (GO): endocytosis; peptidyl-serine phosphorylation; signal transduction
Cellular component (GO): plasma membrane; nucleus; cytoplasm
Molecular function (GO): ATP binding; protein serine/threonine kinase activity
Source: RefSeq, a predicted model, not a curated record